This is a messenger RNA of Humulus lupulus (European hop), 3607 nucleotides long. RefSeq lists its product as uncharacterized. The transcript has 3 exons. Lineage: Eukaryota; Viridiplantae; Streptophyta; Magnoliopsida; Rosales; Cannabaceae. Bases 844 to 1779 code for a protein of 311 amino acids. The record is from RefSeq and is a predicted model, not a curated record.
UAGUUUUCCCAUCGAUCCUUUCCCUCUUUGUUUCCCUGCUUUUCCUGUUCGUCUCUCUCCAACAAAAGCAGCGCUCCUCUUCUUCUUCAAUCCCAUGUUUUUUACUUUACCACAGUCUUGUUCCUCUCUUUCUUUCAUCCAACCAAAUCUUUCAAGAUGUCUACUCCUCCUACGUCAUAGGAAGACUCCACUAACACUGCCAAUUCGGGAAACCCUGUUCUCUCCAAUCCUUUGUCUCAGGCCACUCCUCUAGGGUCCACGGCUAGAACCGCAAUCGAAGAUCCAAGUGACCCCUACUAUCUUCAUCACAAUGACAACCCAUGCAAUGUCUUGGUCUCUCAACUCCUCAUUGGCCAAGACAAUUACACUUCUUGGAGUAGAGCUAUGCAACUUGCUAUCUCUGUGAAAAAUAAAUUGGGGUUUCUUGAUGGGUAGCAUUCUUUAUGAUGAAUCUACUGCUGAGAUUUGGAAUGAUCUCAAGAUCUAAUUUCAACAAAGAAAUGGACCUCAUAUCUUCAAUCUUAGGCGCGAACUCAUGAAUCUUCGACAAGAUAUCAACUCUGAUUCUUAUUCUCAAGUCAGGGGUAAUAUUCUUCUUAUGGACCUUCUACCUUCUCUCAGUCGUGUUUUCAAUCUUGUUACACAAGAAGAAAACCAACGCAGCAUUAGCAGUCAUUCUGCCAUGUCUCAAGAUCCCCUCAACAACCCCUCGAUGGCGUUUGCUGUUUCAAGCCAACCUCUUUCAUCUAAUAAACCAGCUUCCACACCACACAAACCAUACCCUCCUAAGAAAAACAGACCCUUUUGCACCCAUUGCAAUAUUCUUGGUCAUACUAUUGAGAGAUGCUACAAACUACAUGGAUACCCCCUGGCUACAACAAAUCAAAAUCCCAUGCUCCAAUUGUUGCUCAUCAAGUUCAAACUGCUGAAAAUCCAGUCUCAACAACAUCUGAUGCCACAACAAUUUUACCCCAGCUGAGUGCAGUUCAAUAUCAGCAGCUCCUCACCCUACUUGCAAGUCAACAAUCUAGUAUGGCAUCUUUAAAACCUUCUACCUCUGCUGACAACUCAGGUAUAAUACUAUCCACAACUCAAUCUUCAUUGAUGCACAAAAAUACCUAUUGGAUUGUUGACUCUAGUGCAACAAUACAUAUUUGUUCUAAUAUGUCAUAUUUCAUUUCCCUGUUUGUUAUUCCCUCAACAAAACUGGUUUUACCAGAUAAUUCUCAUAUAAUUGUUUCCCAAUGUGGCACUGUCAUUUUACCUAAUAAUCUUAUUCUUUUAAAUGUAUUAUAUGUUCCUAGUUUUACAUAUAAUAUCAUAUCUGUUAGUGCAUUAACAUCAUCUCAAACUGUUGUUCUCUCCUUCUGCUAUGAUUCUUUUUCCAUUCAAAACACAAUCACCAAGAAGAUGAUUGGCAAGGGUAGAUCCUCCAACGGUUUGUAUAUCUUGGAUAUCCCUCACUCCAUUUCUCAAGUCCACUCGGUCACAGCAGAGAUAUGGCAUUCCAGAUUAGGACACUUAUCCUCUAAAUGCUUGGAUUUACUAAGCACUACUUUGAAUUGUAACAUAUCUCUAUUACAUAAACAUACUCCUAUGUUUGUCCCAAAGCUAAACAAAGAAAGCUCUCUUUUCCUCAUAAUAAUCAGUUUGCUCCUAAUCUUUUUGACGUUUUUCAUUGUAAUGUAUGGGGACCACAUCACACACCAUCUCACUCCAAUCAUCAUUAUUUUCUCUCUCUUGUUGAUGACAAAUCUAGAUUUACUUGGAUUUAUCUAAUGCACCAUAAAUCUGAUGCUAUCACUAUCAUUCCUAAAUUUCUAACUAUGAUUGAAACACAAUUUCACACUAAGGUUAAAUGAUUUAGGUCUGAUAAUGCUCCUAAACUAUCAUUCACUAAACUAUUUGCCUCCAAGGGUAUACUUCAUCAAUUUUCUUGUGUUGAAAUACCUUAGCAAAAUGCCAUUGCUGAGAGAAAACAUCAGCAUCUUUUAAAUGUAGCUCGGGCUUUACAUUUCCAAGCACACACUCCUAUAAAAUUCUGGCCAGAUUGCAUACUCACUGCAACAUUCAUUAUUAAUAGAACCCCUACUCCUAAUUUAAAGAAUCACACCCCUUAUGAAAUACUUUACAAAAAAUUACGUGACUAUACAAUGUUUAGAUCUUUUGGUUGUCUUGUUUUUGCAUCUACCCUUUCUACUCAUCGAACAAAAUUCCAAUCUCAUGCAAAGACUUGUAUUUUUAUGGAUUACCCUCCUGGUUUCAAGGGUUACAAACUCUAUGAUAUUGAUUCAAAAUAUUUUUUUGUUUCACGGAAUGUGAUAUUUCAUGAAAAUAUUUUUCCAUUUCAUAAGCUUAAUGAUGUUUCUGUUAUUACUUUAGUCUCUCAUACUAAUGUCACAAAUUAUACAUCCUUUCUUCAACCAACUUCGGACAUUAGCACAAAUUUCCAGCAAAAUAAUUCUGCUUCACUACCCGAUCAGCUGCUACCUUCAGCUGACACUUUAAAUCAGCCAAGUGCCUCUACAAUACCAGAUUUGGUUCCAUCUCCACCUCUUCGACGAUCCAGAAGACAUCAUCAUCCUCUUGCAUAUCUUAAGGAUUUUGAGUGUCACAGUUCCCUCCAGCUUUAUCCCCCCACUCCUUACCCCAUCAGUACCUAUAUUAAUUAUUCAAAAUUAUCUAAUACUCACAAAGCUUUUACUCUUGCAGUGUCCACUUAAAGUGAACCAACAACAUACACAGAAGUUGUUUUGGAUAGCAAUGCAAACUGAGCUUACAGCAUUGCAAAACAAUCAAACAGUGACACUCGCACCUUCACCAUCAAAUAAAAAAGCUAUAGGGUGUCGGUGGAUCUAUAAAAUAAAAUAUCACAGCAAUGGAACCAUUGAGCGUUAUAAAAGCUCGAUUGGUUGCCAAGGGUUACUGUUGAGUCUAGUUUUUGUCAUGUUUAGGUGAUAUUUUAAGUAGCCUUUUAUCUCAUUUUUCUUUCAUUUAGUGCGAUUUUAUGCUUUGUUUGUUUGUCUUUGUGAAUAUCAGGAAGAAUUGAGUACUUGGAGGAAAAUGUCAAAGAAAGGGAAAAAAUAACCAAGUUUUUCAACAUAUUUCGAGAAAGGAUGAAUCUCAACAUGAUUUGGAAGUGUUGGUGAAUUUUUGGGAUGAAAUCUUGAAAAAUUGAGAAAUCUCUUAAGAGCCACGGCAUGAGCAAAGUAGAGCCGCGACUAGCUGGUGAAACAGAGCCAUUGUUUUGAAGGAGAACCACGGGUCGCGGCAUGGCUAAAGAGGGCCGCGUCAUAGAUGGGCAUCAACCCAGAAAUCUUAGACACGGGUCGCGGCAUGGUGCAUGUAGAGCCGCGGCCCGCCUCUUUUAAAAAACUGAACCUUAGGUUUUUAUAAGGCGAAAAAGAGAGAAGAAAGGAGGUACGGAUCUGGGGUGGAAAUUGCUUGAAGGCUGAAAGCUUGGAGUAUUCAAUCUACAUGUUUUUCUUCUACUUUCUGAUGUUAUCUUUAAUUAGUAUUAUGAUUAUGAACUAAUUUUCUGUUUAGGAUUUUUAAUUGAAUAACUUGAAUCCCUAUUAUGAACUAAUGCAAUUUCAAUUUUCUUUUU